This is a messenger RNA of Polyodon spathula (Mississippi paddlefish), 3006 nucleotides long. RefSeq names its product SLAIN motif-containing protein-like. The transcript has 9 exons. Gene Ontology annotation, cellular component: microtubule plus-end. NCBI's taxonomy places the organism in Eukaryota, Metazoa, Chordata, Actinopteri, Acipenseriformes, Polyodontidae. Gene Ontology annotation, biological process: microtubule nucleation; cytoplasmic microtubule organization; positive regulation of microtubule polymerization. Bases 104 to 1993 code for a protein of 629 amino acids. The record is from RefSeq and is a predicted model, not a curated record.
GUGCUCGAGCAGGGAGCGAGCGCUAUUGAACAAGGAGAAAAGAGGUGAAAGAAAGGUACCUUUCGUCGGGAUUACGGUAUUGUUUUCUCGGUGGUGAGUAAAGAUGGUGGUUCCCGAGAAUGCCACUGAGAUACAGCCACUAGGUCACAGUGCUGUGACUGAGCUGGGAGGUGGGCCGGGUCCUGCAUUUGAGGCUGACCAGAAUCAGUCUGGGCCAGAACUGGAGGAGGUCCGCAAGCUGCAGGACCUGGUGAGGAGGUUGGAGAUCCAGAACCAGCAGCUCAGGAAUCGGGGAGGGAAGAGCAUAGGAGCCAACAGCAACCUUACAGUGGCAAGCAACAUAGAUGACAGGACCAUGGGGGACUUUACAUUAACUGAAGGGGUUGCAAACAAAACUGUCCCGUUACGGCCUGAUGGGAACAUUAACUUGAGCAGUACCAUCACAAACUUGGACAUGCACCUUCAUGACAGCAAUAGCAGCGUAGAUAAGUUGACCAACCUAGAGCAUGUCAGUGGCUUGGAGAUGGACCAGUGUUACAAUGUCAACAGCUAUUUGAACCUGCCAAGGAGUAAUGGCGAGGUGUCCUGUGACAAGGACUCGUCCACAACAGAGCUGACAAACUCUGACUUUGAAGGAGAUCUUGAUGCUGAGGAGAAACUGGACCAGUCGGCUCUGGACGAGGUGGAGGUUUUGAACCUGGAGGAUGAUGAGGAGGAGGAGGAUGAAGAAGAUAGUUGGUUGUACGUGUCUCCAAAGAAGAAGCUUUUAGCAGAGAGCCCUCUGAAGUGGUGUCGUCAGGUCCUGGACCACCACAGCCCAGAGACUGAAGCAGCUUGCCGCACCCUCAUGGGUCGCCUUGAUCAGACAAACCGGUGGAAGAACAUUUACAGCAGCCCAUCCCAGUGUGCUUCUAGCUCUACCUCAGAAGUGGGCUGUGCUAGCAAUGCCUUAAACUCUCCUGGGUAUCUCAAAUCGACUAACAAAACACUACUAACCUGUGGCAGCUCAGGCUACAUGAGCAUGCACCCUGCCCUGAGUUCCCAGUCCUCUGUUGACAGCGAGCAGAGCACCUCUGAUGAUUCCAUCUCAAUGGGAUACAAACUGCAAGACCUCACUGACGUACAGAUUAUGGCUCGCUUACAAGAAGAAAGCCUGCGUCAAGACUACGCCUCUAGCUCUGCCUCAGUGUCUCGACGUAGCUCCAGUGCCUCAUUGCACUCACUACGCAGGGGAGCUUACAGUGACCAGGAGUUUGAUACCUACAGUCUGGAGGAUGAAGAGGAGGAUUGCUCAUUGUCUUACCGCAGCAGCUACCGCUACUCCCCCUCCCCACUCAGCUCCCCUCGCUGCCAGUCUCCCAGUGCCAUGGCAGAGUACAGCAGAGCCACUGCCCCGCAUGCCCGACCCCCACGUAAAUCCCUUCAGGGACCUGCCCCUGGGCUGGUCAGAUUUGCCAAGCAUGAAGAUGACAUGCGGCGCAGCAUGCCCAACCUGGCCCGUACCAGCCUGCGCUCCCUGGAAGCAGUGAGGAACAGCCGCAGUGUAGAGUCCAACCUGCAAGGGCCUGGCAGCCGAAUCUCCCGCUUGCAGCACACCACCACAGGUUUGCCUUCCACUAAGCUGCGUGGCCUCUCUACUAGUAGCCACUUACCGUUGUCAGUCCGUGCACCUGUCAAAGCUGUGGGACAUGCAGGCUCUAUGGGGGCAUCCAGGCAGCCUCUGAAAGCAGCAGCUGUCUUAGGAGGCCCUUCUGGGGGGAUCUGCAGGGUUCAGUCACCCACCUGCUUCAGUUCAGGCUCCACAGGCGGAGUCUUGUCAACCAGCAGCACUGGAGUUGGGGGAAAACACACCCCUGGCCGGACUCGCACCUCUCUUGGGGGUCCCACAGGCUCGCCCAGGGGAAGGCUGCCCCAGCCAUCCCGGAGGUCGCUGGGCUUAACGAAAACCUGCAGCCCUGUCAGAGAUGAGUCCUGGAAGGAUGGAUGUUACUGAAAACCCAAAGAGCUCUUCCUGUUCUCCAGUGAACACAAAGAUACACAUCAGCAGCUCCUAUUGAAGCACAAACCCAGCGGGCUGGGCCACAAGCUCUGUGUCAGACACGAGAAAAUAUGCAUUCCUGCUUAACAGGAGACACUCUGGCUGGUAUUUUUAAACUCCAAAUAAUCUGUAUAUAAACAUCUCCACAUUUUCAGUCCCCAGAAGAAAAAGAUUGUGGACUUUUUAAAUUGUGCUUUGUUAGAGUGCUAGACUGUUGAGAUACAAAAUUUUAUGUCAACUAUGGAAGAUUUGUGGAAAACUUCUUUUCUGAAGCAGAAAUAAUUUUGUAAUCUCGAACAGAAAUUUUUAGUAAUCUUUUGCUACCAUGUAUAUAAGGAUUGUUCUUGAGGGUAAAUUAAAAAAAAUGUCCUUCGCUGCAGAGGUCACGUUUUGCUACUCCAAGUAAAAAUGUCAGCGUACUAUAUGAAAAUGCCAUCAAAUAGUGUCAUUUUGAUUCUAGUUUUAGUCUAGAUUGCUUCAGAGGAGAGAUGAAAGUAUGCUUACAAAUGUCUGUCCCUUUUUUAUUAUCACAAAUACAUGUUUCGCUAGCCAUGACAAUGCACUACUUUACUGUUAGCCACAAAGUCACCCUGAAUAACAUUUUUUUUAUAAAAAGAAAAAAAAAAAAAAACUUCUGUGUUUUUUGUUCAAGCCAAAUUAUACUAGAUCUCUGCACAUUGUUUGGUUUGAAAAGGGUUUGAAUCUGGGUGUAUACAGAGAUGUCUGUGCAUCUGUACAUUUUUGCAGGUGCAUAUGGUGAAUGUAGGUCUUGUUGAUCUACUUUUUCAUGAAACUGCCUAGUUAUAAUCAUGAGCAGAUACAUCUUUCUAACAUACUUUAAACUCUCAAAUGGCUUAUUUGUAGAAGCAGAAAAAAUACUGUAAUCCAAACUACAGAAGCAUACAGUUUUUGUGACAUAUCUGGGUUGAAUUGAACAUGCAGGCAUUUUCAAACUCUUGUAAAGUCAA